AUGGCACUGCGUGACAUCAUGGGUGCUAUUGGGGGGCUGUGUGACAGCGCCAGCAGGUCUCGGGGCGUCGGCAACGCCAUCUCCACCGCCCAGCAGCUGAUAGGGAGGCUGGACCGCAGCAGCGGUGGCGACCGCGGUACGGCAGCAGCUCGCGACGCCGGCGCCCCCGGGCCGGUGUACCCCGAGAACACGGUGUUCCUCAAUGUGUACGACAUCACGGAGGCCAACAACGUGCUCUACCACGCGGGCCUGGGCGUCCACCACACCGGCGUGGAGGUGUACGGUAUGGAAAUCGCAUUUGGACGCUGCGAGGAGGGACCGGGUGUGUUCCAAACGAUGCCAAAACAAACAGAGCCGCACAUCUUCCGUGAGCAGCUGGUCCUCGGUGAGACGCAACUAACACGCGAGCAGGUGUGCAGUUUGGUAGAGGAGUUCAGAGCCAAUACCACUCAGUGGUCUGGGCGCGCCUACCAUCUGAUUCGGAACAACUGUAACUGCUUUUCCGAGGCCUUUGCGAAGCGGCUGCUUCCCCCCGAUCUGCGGAAGCAGCAGCAGGAGCAGAAACUGGUGGAGGUGUACGAUGGCGGCGAGCGCGAGGAGGUGCAGCUGGAGAAUGGCGAGAAGGUGUCGCUGCCGGUUAUUAUGCCGAGCUGGGUCAACAACCUGGCGCGCAGUGCCACACGCUUUCUCCCCAACGGGGCGGUGGAUAAGAUGGAGGAGAUGGAUAUGGCGUCGCAGAGGUCGCGGAAUGCCGCGUAA
Messenger RNA from Trypanosoma grayi, 759 nucleotides. RefSeq lists its product as hypothetical. Lineage: Eukaryota; Euglenozoa; Kinetoplastea; Trypanosomatida; Trypanosomatidae. Gene Ontology annotation, biological process: protein deubiquitination. The coding region runs from base 1 to 759 and encodes 252 amino acids. The record is from RefSeq and is a predicted model, not a curated record. The transcript has a single exon. Gene Ontology annotation, molecular function: deubiquitinase activity.